UAUGUAUUCCCCUUACCUUAGGGCUUAUGAUUUUCAAUGCCCGUCGCCAGCGGCGAUUCGGGAGCUCCCCAUUGUGUGACGGACAAUGCCGCAAUCUGGUGCUUCUUCCUCCUCCUGAGGCUGUAAGUAGCGACUCAGGAGCUCCGGCAGCAAGAAAUUCGUCGACAUUCCCGCCGUCGCGCGUCGCGGCAUUCGCAUCGCUGCUCCAGCAAUGCGGCCGCUCCAGAUCACUGCCCGACGGCCGGAGAAUCCACGCCGAGAUCGUCGACACCGGCCUGGGCAAGGAUCUCUUCCUGGGCAACCAUCUCAUCCAAAUGUAUGGCAAAUGCGGCGCCAUGGAAGAUGCCAGGGCCGUCUUCGAGAAGAUAGAGUCUCCAAAUGUUUUCUCCUGGAGCAUCAUCAUCGGUGCCUGCGUCGACAACGGCCUCGCCAGGAGAGCUCUCGAGCUCUACCACUGGAUGGAUCAUCAAGGCGUCAGGCUCGACAUGGUGGUGCUCAUCAAUCUCGUCAGCGCUUGCUCGAGCCUGGGCUCCCUGGAUCAUGGAAGAGCUCUCGAAGCUCGAAUCACUUCCAUGGGAUUCCACCUCCAUCCCGUGGUCCGGAACUCGCUGCUCAACAUGUACUGCAAGGCCGGGAGCCUCGACGACGCGAGGAAGUUCUUCCAGGACAUGGCUGGCGACCAGAGCGUUGUCUCGUGGACGGCAAUGAUCUCCGGUUUUGCUCUCCACGGCCGUGAGGACCUCGCACUGGAUUUCUUCCGGAAGAUGGUGGCAGAGGGGGUGAGGCCGAACGAAGUGACUUUCGUGAGUAUACUCGGUGCCUGUGCCGCCGCCCGAGAUGUCAAGCAUGGCACGGCCAUCCACGAGCUCGUGGAGAGCUCCGAGUUUGGCAGGAGCUACUUGAGCGUCGGGACCGCGCUGAUCGACAUGUAUGGGAAGUGCGGGAGGCCGGAGCUGGCGUCAAGAGUUUUUGAGAAGAUGGAGCGCAGAGAUCUGGUGGUCUGGAACGCAAUGAUCACGGUGUGCUCGCAGCAAGGACUGGACGAACAGGCUCUGAGACUGUUCCGGGUGAUGGACUUGGAGGGGCAUACUCCCGACGAGGUCACUCUCGUCGCAGCCCUCGAGGCCUGCUCCAACUUAAACUCGCUCGCUGCCGGGAAGAAACUCCAUGAGCUCAUUCUCGACGCCGGUCUCGACUCCUCGAUCGUGAGGAACUCGCUGCUCCACAUGUAUGGGAAGUGCGGUGGCCUGGACGAAGCGAGGAGAGUGUUUGAGCACUGCGGUGACUGCCGGAACUUGAUCACCUGGAGCACGAUGAUCGCGGCUUACAGCUUGAAUGGAGACGGCAGGCAGGCACUCUCGCUGUACAAGAAGAUGGAUCUCGAGGGACUGAAGCCGGACGAGUACACUUUCACGAGCCUCCUGGACGCGUGCUCCAUAGCCGGCGACGCUCUCGCCGAGGGACGAGCUCUCCACAGGCGCCUCGAGGCCAAGGGACUGGAGAAGAAGAUGGUGCUCGCGACUGCUCUUGUCAACAUGUAUGGACGAUACGGCCAGCUCGAGGACGCGCUGAGAGUCUUUGAGAAGAUGAACCACUGGAACUUGGUGGCCUGGACGGCUCUCAUAGCGGCCUUUGCUCAGCACGGCGACGUCCACGCGAUCGAUCUCUCGUGGAGAAUGCAUCUCGAGGGCGUCCAGGCCGAUGACAUCGUCUUCCUCAGCGUGCUCCACGCUUGCAGCCACGCCGGGGUCCUCGAGGCUGGACUGAGCUGCUUCCAGGGAAUGGUGGCCGACUUUGGAGUGAGAGGUGGCGCUGCUCACUACAGCUGCAUGGUGGAUCUCCUGGCCCGCUGUGGACGAGUUGCCGAGGCCGAGGAGUUGCUCCACAGCAUGCCUUUCGAGCCGGCUCACAUGGAGAUGAAGACGCUGUUAGCUGCGUGCCGGGUGAGCGGAGAUACUCCCCGGGGAGCUCGGGUGGCGCGUCUCGCGUCGGGUCUGAUACCGCUUGAUGCCGCUCCCUACGUGCUCAUGUCUCACGCUUACGCCGCCGCGGAGAAGUGGGACGAGGUGGCGGAAGUCCGAGAGAGAAUGGCGAAGCUGGGCGUGAAGAAGCCGAGGGGCUGGAGCUGCGUGGAGGUGAAGAACAGGGUCCAUCAGUUCUUUGCUGGGAACUUCUCGUGGCAUUCGGAGGCUGCCGAGAUCGAGGUGGAGCUACGGCGGUUGCAAGCGGUGGUGAAGGAGGCCGGCUACGUUCCGGAUACUGGACAGAUCGGACACUGUGUUCAGGAGGAUGACAAGGAGGAUCUGCUGGCUCUCCACAGCGAACGAGUGGCUAUCGCGUUUGGACUGCUGCGAGUUCCGGCCGGGCUUCCCAUUCACGUCGUGAAGAACCUCCGGGUGUGCUCCGACUGCCAUGCAGUGGCCAAGAUCAUUUCUAGGAGUGUGGGAAGGAGGAUCGUGGUGAGAGAUGCGUACCGGUUCCACCGCUUUGAGAAUGGCACUUGCUCCUGUGGAGACUACUGGUGAUCAGCUUGUUGAAGACCUGGAGCUUGU
Molecule: messenger RNA, 2552 nt
Organism: Selaginella moellendorffii
Lineage: Eukaryota; Viridiplantae; Streptophyta; Lycopodiopsida; Selaginellales; Selaginellaceae
Product: pentatricopeptide repeat-containing protein At4g21065
Exons: 1
Coding region: 27-2525 (832 amino acids)
Biological process (GO): RNA modification
Molecular function (GO): protein binding; zinc ion binding; RNA binding
Source: RefSeq, a predicted model, not a curated record